AUGUCGCGCCAUCGAGUCAAGUCACUCGAAUACGACGAUGAUUUCGAUGAAGAAUACGACGAAGCAGACCCCGAAGAGCAAGAACAACUGGAGGCAUACACAAAUGAGGUGCUCAACGAGCUUCACACCGGACAGCCGCCGGUGACCGCGUCGCGAGAGGAGGUUCAAGAAGCCCUCUGGCAUUACUACAACGAUGUACCGAAAUCGGUGAACUACCUGCGUGGUAAAAAGGUGAAGGAGACCAAGAAGGAAACGGCGCCUACUACGAAGCCGAAGAUAGGAGGGGUAUAUCCUGUGGAUAUUGCACAAUAUUCUUCUUGUCCGGUACCCUUUUCAGCCGCCGAGUUCUUUCGUGAUGCACCUUGGUUGAACAUUCCGCUGGAUCGAAAGGCAGACAUUAUAGUGGAACCAUUAUAUCCGCGACUGGGCUUGCUCGGGGGUGCUCCGGAAGGCAAGAUGUCUAAGUUAGCUGCUCUUGCUGCAGCACGGAAAAAGAAAGACAGCGAGAAAUCAUCCGCUGCACCCGAACAACCAUCAAACACAGAGCAAACUGAAAAAAGGUCGGCGCAACGCUCGUUGGCAGAACGAUUAGCUGUCACUUCUACCAAGGUGCCCGAAAAGGCGGGAGGAAUUUCGGCGCUCAGCAAGGAGAGUCGUCUGGGAAGCCGCCUUUCAAAACCAAGGAGCGCCCCCGUUGCUCAGGAUCAUAGCGAAGAAACGGUUUCACGGCCAUCCGUGGACACGGACAGGCCUGCACCGAAGCCGCCACAACAGCAACCGGAAGAAAGUGCUAAUUUGCGUGCACCCCCUUCAACUUUUGCAACCGCGAUUGUCGGAGACGGAAACUAUCUUUCGACAUCUGAGCCUGGCCACCUAAGAAGCAACAAAUUUGAUGUCAUGCAAGUUUACGGACAGGACUUUACUGAAGCUUUUGACUUUGUAGGACCCAGUCCCGAUGACGUCGUGAUCAAUGCGCAGAGUGCAUCCAAAGGCCUCAAAUCAAAGCAGGCUGCAUCAUCAAAAGGUUCUGGUGCUAAGAAGAAUCCAAGUGAUAUAUCGGGUGGCAUGAAAGCACUCAGCGUGGAAGAACCAGUCAAGGUGAAAAGCAAGAAUCUCAACGUUUUAGCAGAAUACGAAAAGUCACACCAGAAAAAGGCGGCCAAUUUUGUGGUUAUUGGCCAUGUAGAUGCUGGAAAGAGCACGCUUAUGGGGCGUUUACUCGCCGACUUGAAUGCAAUUGAUCAGAGAACGAUGGAUAGAUAUCGUCGUGAGGCUGAGAAUAUUGGUAAAGGUUCGUUUGCUUUCGCAUGGGUGUUGGACCAGGGUUCGGAAGAGCGUGCCCGAGGCGUGACCAUUGACAUUGCAACAAACAAAUUUGAGACCGAUAAAACACAAUUUACGAUUGUUGACGCGCCGGGUCACCGCGACUUUAUACCGAACAUGAUUGCUGGGGCUAGCCAAGCAGAUUUUGCUGUACUUGUAAUCGACGCAGGAACUGGAAAUUUCGAGUCUGGGUUGAAAGGUCAAACCAAGGAGCAUGCGCUCCUAGUCCGAAGCAUGGGUGUCCAGAAAGUAGUGGUUGCGGUCAACAAAAUGGAUUCAGUAUCCUGGUCUAAAGACCGAUUCGAUGAGAUUGAACAACAGAUCUCAUCUUUCCUCACAACAGCAGGGUUCCAAGCCAAAAAUUUAUCAUUUGUUCCUUGUUCGGGUUAUCAUGGUGACAACAUCACCAAAAGCAGCAAUGAUCCGAACGCCUCUUGGUAUAAGGGCUCUCUUCUUAUCGACGAACUCGAGACAUCGGAGCCUUUCUCCCAUGCGCUUGACAAGCCCCUGCGCAUGACAAUUGGUGACGUGUUUCGCGGAGGCGUCCAGAAUCCGCUCUCAAUCUCAGGACGCAUUGAUGCCGGUAGCUUUCAAGUAGGAGAUCCGCUUGUGGUUAUGCCCAGCGGCGAGUCAGCUUUGAUCAAAGGUUUAGAAAAGGAUGGAGAACCCAGUGACUGGGCUGUCGCAGGACAAAACGUCACCAUUCAUCUUGCGAAUAUUGACCCCGCUCAUCUGAGAUCGGGCGAUAUUGUCUGCAGUCCUGCCUCGCCAAUUCAAAAUAUACGAACAUUCACUACCAAGGUGUUGGCAUUUGAUCACCUGAUGCCAAUGCAGGUAGACGUGCACCGAGGCCGCCUACACGUAUCGGGUCGCAUUAGUCGGCUGGUGGCCACAUUAGACAAGGGCUCAGGAGCCGCGAUAAAGAAGAAGCCAAAGAUCGUUUCUCCGGGAACAGUUGCAAGGAUUGUGGUGGAGAUAGACCAGCCAGUUCCUCUUGAGGCGCCUGGACGAAUCGUGCUCCGCGCGGCUGGAGAAACUGUGGCGGCGGGGUUGCUCGAAUAG
Messenger RNA from Talaromyces rugulosus, 2385 nucleotides. RefSeq lists its product as uncharacterized. Lineage: Eukaryota; Fungi; Ascomycota; Eurotiomycetes; Eurotiales; Trichocomaceae. The record is from RefSeq and is a predicted model, not a curated record. Gene Ontology annotation, molecular function: GTPase activity; GTP binding. The transcript has 5 exons. Bases 1 to 2385 code for a protein of 794 amino acids. Gene Ontology annotation, biological process: translation.